This is a messenger RNA of Notolabrus celidotus (New Zealand spotty), 2335 nucleotides long. It is a transcript of the gene cnrip1b, whose product is annotated as cannabinoid receptor interacting protein 1b. The coding region runs from base 232 to 720 and encodes 162 amino acids. Gene Ontology annotation, molecular function: type 1 cannabinoid receptor binding. The record is from RefSeq and is a predicted model, not a curated record. Gene Ontology annotation, biological process: negative regulation of signaling receptor activity. Gene Ontology annotation, cellular component: plasma membrane. Lineage: Eukaryota; Metazoa; Chordata; Actinopteri; Labriformes; Labridae. The transcript is spliced from 3 exons.
ACAGAUUUUCCCAGAGAGUCAGAGAGGGAGCAUUGAUCGGGAUUAGGGCUCGUGCUGCAGGCUGAACGGGAUUACAGAGCGCAUCGCGGCGCAGUCCCCUGUGCUGUGCGCUCUGACAUGGACUUGUACGCACGGCAUUUGUCCGUCUGCCUGAACUGUUAAGCAUCUGCGACCUGUUACCCACACCCUGCAAUCCCGCUGAUCCCGGUGAGAUACACGCUAUAUGGAAACAUGGCCGACGUCCCUCAGCUAGUCAAAAUCGGUGUUGCUUUGAAGAUGCUGCCCAACAACACCGCGGUGUACUUCAAGUCCGAUGGAGCCAGGUUUGGACAGACCCGGACCAUCAAGCUGCUGACCGGAUCUAAAUACAAAAUCGAGGUGGUUGUCAAACCGGGAGCGGUGGAGGCCACAUCGAUGAGUGUGGGUGGGAUUACCUUUCCUCUGGAGCAGAAAUCUAAAGACCCUCAGUCAGUUGUCUAUACAGGCCAGUAUGACACAGAAGGGGUGACACACACUAAGAGUGGAGAGAGGCAGCCAGUUCAAAUCAACAUCCAGUUCACAGAAGCGGGGUCAUUUGAAACUGUAUGGCAGGUGAAGUACUACAACUACAACAAGAGGGACCACUGCCAAUGGGGAAACAGCUUCAACAGCAUCGAGUACGAGUGCAAACCCAAUGAUACGCGCACACUCAUGUGGAUCAACAAGGAAAUGUUUGUCUGAUGGAGGAACAGCCUGAAGUACUCAGUGUGUACUCUGCAAUAACACACUGUUUCCUAUCAGCAGUGAGUCAUGGUAAACUGUAGACAUGUUUUAAUGUUUCCUGUUGUUCUCUGUAUUUGCCCUCUUAACGAUAUCUGCCGUCAGUCCACUCCACGUAACCUUUAUUUUGGGUUUCCGUAGUGUUUCACUCUACAAAUAUCUACCAUUAUCAAAAAAUAUAUUGUUUUUAGGAGACAAAUUUUACCUUUUCUUUUCUUUGGUGAAAAUAAAUGCACCAGAUUUGCAGCAAGACGUCACAUUGGUUUCCUUUGAGACUGGUGAUGCUACUCGUGUCAAAAUUAUGACAUAUUCAAUCCAGAUUUCAUUUGAAAUUGUAAGAGUUGGAAAAAUGGACACUUUAUGGUAAAUAUUUUUGAAGUACAGUUUGGUGGUCGCGCCUUGUAACCCAUGGGAGUGUCCAUAGUUUUGUGUCCAGUGAUGUGUGAUUGUGAGUGCACAUGUGCUUGUGUUUUCAGUUAACAGUGUGUCUGUAUGCUUUACAUAAUGGUGCUUGCACAAUGUAUUUAUAUGCUCUGAAGAAUCAGGUAAAGACUUUCAUUUUCAAAUGACCAUAGAACAUUUACAAAGAUUUAAGCCACAGCAAUGCUCAGAAAACCAUCACCAGCAUGAGUUCUAAAAGUCCCUGCCAUGUGGAAAAUAACAUCUUGUGUCUUAUUCAAGUCCAGUGUCCUUGCCAUGAUCUCUACGGGCUCUAAUCAUAAAAGUAUGGUUAUAUUAUCAAAGUAUGCAAGAGGAAGAUAACAUGCCCAAAUGAUAAUAAAAUAUAACUCAAUACUUGUUCAUUAGUUACCGGAAUAAGUGCAGUUACUUGAACACAGAGUGUAAAACAGCACAACUCCCAGCCUAUUUUGGAGCUGGUCUUUAUUUAAUGAACUAUAUCUGUAUCACUGAGAAGAUAGCACUUCCUGAAACAUUUGUUUUCAAAGCAUGUUUCAGGCCUUGUCUUUUACAGUGACAGUGCAGUGCAAAGCUUCUGUGUCAGCAGCUCUAAUCCAUGAAAUUACCCAUAAUCCUGUUGUGAAGCCUAAGUGAGCCUACACCACUGCCUGCUCCUGGAUUAAUAAAAAGGGGCACAUAUGUGUUGUAAUGGAACUCUCAAAGUAUUAUACUGUGGUACCAUUUUGUGUACAGUACUAUGCAGUUUUGGAAGUAGAGAUUUUGUAUUGCAGUGAAGUUGUUUCCCUAUUUACAGUGUGUUUGUUUUCUCUACCUCUUCUAAAGGACCUAUCCAUAAGUAUUAGUGUUUAUUACAGAGGAAUGUUUGGAAUAUUUAUAACUUAAAUACAAAAUGUUGUUUUCUAUUUAUUGUGGUAUUUAACAUAAUGUUAGUAUCAGUAAAAUAUUUUUGUACGGUGAACCAUUAAAGUUUUUAUUAUCAUUAUUGUCUGUAUUUUUGGUAGAACUGAAUUCAAAGUAUUUUCUUUAAACUACUGAAAUGACCUAUGCAAUAAAUCAGUACAAUAUAAGAAAUGGUGCAAUGUAAUGCUUAAAGGUACACACAUUCUGACCUUUUUGUGAACUUGUUGUUUGUUAAUAAAGCCACUGGUAUUAACAA